Messenger RNA from Theobroma umbraticum, 1212 nucleotides. Its product is annotated as Double Clp-N motif protein. The record is from RefSeq and is a predicted model, not a curated record. Lineage: Eukaryota; Viridiplantae; Streptophyta; Magnoliopsida; Malvales; Malvaceae.
CAAUAACUUUCUUUCGAUUUUCUUUCCCCUUAGCCCCCAACCUCCGAAAGGCAAAUUUCCAGACUCAACGUCCAUCUCCACGGCUCUAUCUAUCUGCACCGUGAAAGUGAGUGCUCACUUGUCUCAGCCGAGAGUCUGCGCGAGAGUCUGAGACGCCACUCAAAACCAAAUUUAUAAACUACCAUGAAUUCAUAAACUAUUUUCGUUUCUCUUCAAAAUCUCCAUUAUCUGUUUCUUGUUUCCCGUUAAAUGGCUACCCACAGGCUCUCGUUUCUCCCGAUUUCGAUUUCCACUAGCCAGUCUCUCCCUUCUAAACGCCACGAUUUUCGUCUAUCCCUUCCUCUGAGCUCUCUCUAUGGCAACAAGCUUUUGCUUAAAAUUUCCGAUUUGAGCCUUUUCGUUACCAAGCACCAUUCCUCAACCACCGCCACGGUGUCUUUCAGCCUCCCUACUGCGAAACCGGAGAGAGCACCUUCCGAGAAAUCCCCUAAAUGGUCGGCAAGAUCGAUAAAGUCCUUUGCAAUGGCGGAAUUGGAGGCAAGGAAGCUCAAGUAUCCAAAUACCGGAACCGAAGCGCUUCUUAUGGGAAUUCUGGUCGAGGGAACAAGCCAAGCCGCAAAAUUUUUGAGGGCUAAUGGAAUCACGCUUUUCAAGGUGCGAGAGGAAACAGUGAACUUACUUGGAAAGUCGGAUAUGUAUUUUUUCAGUCCUGAACAUCCUCCAUUGACUGAACAAGCUCAAAGGGCCCUGGAUUGGGCAGUUGAUGAAAAACUAAAGUCAGGUGAAAGUGGAGAAAUAACCACAACUUACUUGCUCCUUGGUAUUUGGUCAGAAAAAGAAUCAGCAGGCUACAUGAUCUUGGCCACUUUAGGUUUUAAUGAUGAGAAAGCCAAAGACCUUAGAAAAUAUAUUAACGAGGAUAUUGUCUUGAAUUAUAAGUAGGCGGUUAAAAGUUUUUCUGAAUUUUUCAAGUUUGUACCAGCUAUGAGACAUGUUCCAAAUGGUAGAUACUUCUUGGUGGAGCAAGUAAUGUAACUUAUGAUGGUUUUCUGCCCUCAUUAGUGGUUCAAAGUUCCAACAUCAAUACCUUUUUGUUUUUGGGGAAUUAACUAGAAAUGUUAGAGCUUUAUUUUUUCUCAUGAACGCGUAAACUGUCUGCAGCAAUGAUGCAUUUUCUUGCUGCUUCUCCAAUUUGCUUGAGUUAGAUCUUCA